Phytophthora nicotianae INRA-310 is the source of this 1992-nucleotide messenger RNA. RefSeq lists its product as hypothetical. The transcript is spliced from 5 exons. The record is from RefSeq and is a predicted model, not a curated record. The coding region runs from base 1 to 1992 and encodes 663 amino acids. NCBI's taxonomy places the organism in Eukaryota, Oomycota, Peronosporomycetes, Peronosporales, Peronosporaceae.
AUGUCGAGAUCUGAAGUCGUCCCGUUGGGUUCACUGCCUUCAACUGGUGAUAUUGGCUCCCGAGAACUCUCCAGUAAUCUAUCUACGCUUCGCAGACGGAGUAUCGAGGCAAUCCAUCUUACAUACGUGUCGUUCAAAGAUGCUUUCGGCGUGUUAGGGCUUCCCAUGGUCCUGGUAGCAGUGAUUUCAAUCUUUUGGACAAUAUGGCUGAUCAUAUUGACGCUCGCGCCAAACAAAACAGCCAAUUACCUGAUGAACACACACGAAUACGACAACGGACAAUUCUGGCUCAUUCCAGAGGAAUUGUCCAUCUUACAGAUUUUUAGCGUUGCUGGAUUCUUGGUUGUACUCGUCUUGUACAUUAUCGUGUUACUUAAGAUGCUGGUUUGGAGAGAAUAUCACCACGUAGAGGGAUCACUGCUUGAUCGGAUACUGGAGAGGUGUGUACCGAACCAAGCUGAGUCCGAUGAUUGGUCGAAGUUGGACUUCGUGCACCGCGUUUACAGGUUGAUCUGGGAACUCUAUUUGUUUCUCAAAGAACUUACAAGUUUUCGUGGAAAACAUCGUAAAUUGUGGAACUUGUGCUUGAAGGCAUUCGACUUGACGAUGCAGUCUUUGAUGCUCUACGAGCUCUUGGAGGCUGGUACACCUGUCGAACUAAUCAUUGGCUUUGCAAUAUUCACAGCCUUAAACUCGUUAUUCUGCGCUGUCGAGAUCAUCAACCACAGAUUUACUGCGUUUGCAGAAAUCCUCAUCGAUUCGCUAUUUGAUCUUUGUGCUGCUGUACUCUUCCCCAUCGUAAUUCUCGUCUACAGUGCCAAGAAUUUCGACUUUGAUCGUGCUGUGUACCACAUCAACAUGGAGUUGCUACCCGUUGGAAGCUUCGAAAGACGAGCACGUAUGUUCGCCAGUCCAACAGAGAUCGAGCUCUUCCGUGUUUCUUUUGAUUCUCUCCGAAUUCGCAGUGUGUCGGAUUAUUUCUUACGGAUUGGGAUGAAUCUUGGAUUUUCUUAUCGUUUCAAGAGAGUGGUGGAAGUGCUUAUACAAAUGCAGAAUCAGAGACAGCGCCACCAAUCCUCGAGAAGAGCGUCAUUGGCGCGGCAAUAUUCAAAUUUGCUGAAAUUUUCACAGUUUCCAAAUGGUCGGCAGCCAUGUCAACGUGCGGCCCCAAAAUCUCUCGCCAUCCUGUAUCUCGCUUAUAGUGUUGCAGUUAUUGUUGUCACGCAACGAUCUAUCUCGACAUCGCAAGCAGCUUGUGCUUCCUACCCUGAAUGUGUCGUCUUUGCCUAUCGAUGGAGAGAUACUGGGCUCUGUCCGUGUCGUGCUCUCAUUGACGGAAAUCGAGCACCGAAAACGUACUUUGAGUGGACUCACCCCGUUGACGCUACAGAUACUGUGAAAGCCUUGGCAGCAGCUGGGACAUUGGAGACACUUCAGUUAAUCAAUCGACAGCUAACCGUGCUACCAGAUGAGCUUCGAGGAUGCCACAAUCUCAAUUAUAUAUCCUUGAUCAAUUGUGCCAUUGAGGAACUGCCGGCGUGGGCUAAGGAGUUCCACAAGCUGCAGUAUCUACAGAUUGAAGGCAAAGUGGGGAGUAACAAUUUAGGUAAUUUUGCUGAUGAUCUCUUCAGCGACAUGCCCGAGCUGCGAUAUCUGCAACUCGGCCUUCAUCGAAGAAUGAUCCGAUUGCCUCCUUUGGAUGGGGCUCCGAACUUGUCCUGCCUGGUUAUGGCUCGCAUGAGUGAGUUUACUGCACUCCCUUCUUUCAAGCAUCUUCGCCGACUUCAAAGACUCGAAUUUAGCGUCAUGAAGCAACUGUCCUGGAUUCCCGAUCUCGAAUCCGUCGAUACGAUUAUCCACUUUGCAGUGUAUCAAGGAGCAGCUUUAUGCUGCAAUGGUUUCGUCGGGACGUGUAACCUCACCAACCCGUUCUGCAACGGAGGCUCCUCCUUACUCCGGAAUCUCCCAAACCCCAACGACUCCUAUGAUUAA